UCAGUCCGGCGCCGUCAGCUUCCGGGUCGCGAUCGCGUGCGGCUCAUCCGAGGCCGCAGCAGCAGCAGCAGCAGCAGCAAGAGGAGCCGCAGCCGCAGCAGGAGGCGCUGACGAAGCCGCAUCGGCGAGAGAGCGAGAGAGCGAGGAGAGGGGGACGCCGCCGCCCCAUGUUCUCGUGGAUCAACAAGGAUGAGGCGAAGAAGAAGCAGCUGGACGUGUACGACUCGGUGCUGGAGGGCCUCCGCAAGAUCUACAAGGCGAAGGUGCAGCCGCUGGAGGCCAGCUACCAGUUCCACGACUUCCACUCGCCGGCGCUGGACGACCCCGACUUCGACGCCAAGCCCAUGAUCCUGCUGGUGGGGCAGUACUCGACGGGCAAGACCACGUUCAUCCGCUACCUGCUGGAGCGCGACUUCCCGGGCAUCCGCAUCGGGCCCGAGCCCACCACCGACGGCUUCAUCGCCGUCAUGCACGGCGACACGGACGGCGUGAUCCCCGGCAACGCGCUGGUGGUGGACCCCAAGAAGCCGUUCCGGCCGCUGUCCAAGUUCGGCAACGCCUUCCUCAACAGGUUCCAGUGCUCGCAGGUGGCGUCGUCCGUGCUGAAGGGGCUGUCGGUGAUCGACACGCCGGGCAUCCUGUCGGGCGAGAAGCAGCGCGUGGACCGCGGCUACGAGUUCACGGGCGUGCUGGAGUGGUUCGCCGAGCGCGUCGACCGCAUCAUCCUGCUGUUCGACGCCCACAAGCUCGACAUCUCGGACGAGUUCCGGCGCUCGAUCGAGGCGCUGCGCGGCCACGACGACAAGAUCCGCAUCGUGCUCAACAAGGCGGACAUGGUGGACCACCAGCAGCUGAUGCGGGUGUACGGCGCCCUCAUGUGGUCCCUGGGCAAGGUGCUCAACACGCCCGAGGUGGCGCGGGUCUACAUUGGCUCCUUCUGGGACCAGCCCCUCAGAUACGACGUCAACAGGAGACUGUUCGAAGCUGAGGAGCAGGACCUGUUCGCCGACCUCCAGUCUCUGCCUCGCAAUGCAGCACUCAGGAAGCUCAACGACCUUAUCAAGCGUGCUCGUCUUGCAAAGGUCCACGCCUACAUCAUCUCCGAGCUGAAGAAGGAGAUGCCGUCAAUGUUUGGGCGUGAGAGCAAGAAGAAGGAACUCAUCAAGAACCUCGGCACCAUCUACGAGAAAAUCCAACGAGAACACCAAAUUUCUCCAGGAGAUUUCCCCGAGAUCAAGCGCAUGCAGGAUCAACUCCAGCACCACGACUUCACCAAAUUCAACUUGAUAAAGCCCCGACUUCUGGAGGCAUCGACAAAGUGCUGUGAGGGGUUGCCCGCCUAUGGAUGUGUCAUGUCAAAGACCCUCAGGCGUGAAGUGUAUAGGCUUGAUGUCACUGUAAAUGUCGCAGUGAAUAGGUCUAGAUCACUACUUAAAAAAAAUCUCUGCGCUGACUCAUCUAGAGUUCACCUAGAGUGGAAGUUUUGUUGUCCAUGUGGAAUACCCUGGCCAUGCACUCUCCUGGUUAGUUCAGUAGAUUGGUGCACCAAAGUUCUCAAAGAUUUUCAAAACGGCUCACACGUAAUGAGAGAUCAUGUUGGCAUACUAAUAGGCUCCUUGGUGGGUGAGCAUUUGUGGAGAAGUCUUUGUGCAAAUAAUAUUCUCAAAAGGAAACUCCAGGUGACGUUACAGUUACCCAAAAUAUUUCAUGUGCACAACAGCAGGUGCAUGAGGGAAGUGCAAUCACGCAAAAACUAUUGGCUUAAAAUCAAAGGAAAAUGGAACAUAAAUUCUUUUACACUGCCAAGAAACCUAGAGGGUGUUGUUAUAACUGUUGACUACUAUGAUAAUUUUUUGGCAUGUCCAUUAAUUUUUUGUUUUUGUUUAUUUAUAUCUACAGGAGGCGCAUUUGAUGGUGUCAUGAACGACAACACAGUCUUUGGCUACAAGAGAGGAGAGGGCAUUGACGCAGGCUCAGGGGAACCAGAAUGGAUCGUGGCCAAGGAUCGGUACAAGUAUGACCAGCUCUUCGACAGCCUCAACCCCAUUGAUGGGAAGAUCACUGGAUCAGCUGCUAAGAGUGAGAUGGUGAAGUCAAAGCUACCCAACUCAGUCCUCGGGAAAGUGUGGAAGCUCUCCGACAUCGACAAGGAUGGCAUGCUCGACGCAGACGAGUUUGCGCUGGCCAUGCACCUCAUCAACAUUAAGCUCGACGACCACGACCUUCCGAGUGACCUUCCCGACCACCUUGUGCCUCCCAGCAAGAGAGGAUUUAAAGCAUAGAAUAAUUAAACCUGUGUGUAGAGUCUUAAGGAAUGGAUAAAGGUGUGUUUUUCUUUUUAUGAAAUGCAGAGUACAGGCGUGCAGAAAGUUAGAUUCAGAUUGGUAGCUCUCUUUUUUUUUUUUUUUUUUUUAUAUAUACACUGAUUGGUUUACCAAAUAGAAAGUAAAAGAAAAAGAAAGAAAAAAGAAAAAAAAAAGAAACCUGGUGGCAGAGAGCUAACUCAAUUUUAAAUUUGAAAUUUACAGGAUAGUACCUUUCAUGUGUUUCCUUUUUAAUGAUUGGAUGGUGAUCAGUUAUAUUCAGAAAUGAUUUCCUCUGUGGGGACAUGUCAGAAGGUAACUGUGAGAAGUAGAUGUAAAAGAAGAUUUUAUGAAGGGCUCUUGCAGAUAAGUGUCAAAGCUGAUUGGCAUAGAGUCAAAUUUUUCUGCCUUUUAUAUGACAUAUUAUCCCAGUGAUGUACAGUAGAUAUGUUUAGUAGGUCUAGUUUGGCCCACUGAUCAUGUGCUGUAAUGCGAGAGAUCCCCAAUAUAUAUAUUUGCAAGAAGGAAAGAAAACCUAAAACUUUUGCUAGUAAUAUUUUCUUUCCUUCGAUCGUGGAACCAAACUUCACCUCCAUAAAAUGCACUCAAGGUCACUUUUGCAGUAAUGAUCUUUGUAAGACAAGGGCAGUAUUUCAUAAAAUAAUAUGAAAAAGAUUAUUUUCUGAAUAUACCUCACUAGUGCUGUCUUUGCAGGAGAAACCAAAAGGUCUAACUAAUGUGUGCAAGUUGAUUUUGCAUUUGUCAGUGGGGAAUUGCAAUUUUGGUGUACAUGAUCCUGGAAAGCGAAGUUGAAAUGUUAGAAUCACGUUAUUUGUUGCAAAGAUGAUUACUGCAACGCUGGCCAGACCCUGGGUAUGCUAGUAUUCACGCAAGUGCCGGGAUUAUUUUCCUAUGUGCAUGUAUGUUUUACUCUGCUUAUCACUGUGUUGAUGAAAUACCUAUAUUUUUUUUGAUUUAGUCAUGAAUCUUAAAUACUAUUAUUAUUAUUAUUAUUGUUUUUUUCACUUUGAAUGACCUUUGCAAGGCUUUUAAAGAAGGUGCUAGAUCAUUUGUAUAGCUGCGUAGGCUUGGCUGACAAAAAAAACAAAGAGAAAAGUUAUAUAUUGCCACAGUGACUGUCAGGAGAAUUCUGUCAUUCCAUCAUUUGUAUAUAGUUUGAGUUCUGCACUAGACCAAGUGUUGUUGAUUUGGUGUACAUCUGUGGUUGGUGUCAUAAGUACAGGCAGCCAAACUGCUGAUAAUAUGAGAGAAAAACUCAAGGAAGAAGUAAUAUAUGACAUUUAUUUUAUAAAUGAAGUUCUGAAUUGUUUGCGUACUGUUGAAAAAUAUGUUCUACUUAUUUUGCAUUCUCAAUUUUUUUUUUUUUUUUUUUUUUUUUUUUUCUUUUUUUUCUUUUCCAAUAUCUAUGGCCUUUUGGUGGGUGUUAGAUAAUUGUAUGAAUAGAGAGGGUAUAAAAAUUCAUCAGGAAAUUAGAUUUUUUACACAGUAAGUUAAGAUUUUUUUUUCCUUAAAGUUGUUCCAUCAUGGAACAAGACAAGUGUUUUUGUAUUGAGUGUUGUCAUUUCAUUGCAAAUAAUGUCACGUCAGUACUUAUGUCUGGAUUGUACAUUGCAUGACAUUUUUUUCAUACUGUAUUUUUAUGAAGUUAAGCGAUAGAUUAGAAAAGUUUUAUUAGUGAGUUCUGGAAUUGAUAUCAGCCUUGAGACAGAUGUUUUUGAGUUACAUCAAAUUGAAAAUGAUUUUUUUUUCUCCUCCCCGCAACAUCAUUCUUUCUCUUUCUUUUUAAGAUAAUUGCUACACCCUUUUGUACCCUUGUAACAGAAUGGAAAACAAAACUACAUUAUCCUUAGGCUAAGAUUUUUUUUCUCCAAUUUCUUUUCUUUUUUCCUAAUUGUAGAUUUGUUGUAAAUAAGGAUUCUAUCACAGAUUUCAAUUUAUAUUUUACCAAACACUAGAAAGGAAAGUAUUCAACCACAAUGUUGCCAAUUCUUCAGGAAACCAAAGAGAAUCUGCUCCAUUUAUGCCUGUAAACUCUGAACCUUCAAAAUAUUUUAUUAGUUGUUGAUGUAACCUGCUGAAUGAAGAAAAAAGUUUAUAACUUCUGUAAGUAUAUUACUUUAUACAUAAAUUAUGCAAUGUU
Messenger RNA from Penaeus monodon (black tiger shrimp), 4464 nucleotides. Its product is annotated as EH domain-containing protein 3-like. Gene Ontology annotation, molecular function: calcium ion binding; protein binding; GTP binding. The record is from RefSeq and is a predicted model, not a curated record. Gene Ontology annotation, cellular component: cytoplasm; plasma membrane. Lineage: Eukaryota; Metazoa; Arthropoda; Malacostraca; Decapoda; Penaeidae. The transcript has 10 exons. Gene Ontology annotation, biological process: endosomal transport; endocytosis. The coding region runs from base 168 to 2282 and encodes 704 amino acids.